AUAAAGUACAUCUUCUUGCCCUAUAAAUUUGUCCUAAGCAACUGCCAAUUACAACAUUCAUUCAAUCCCAACAAACAAAGCAACACUUGAAAGAAAAAACACACACAAACACUCUCAAUAACAACAAAAACAAACAAACAUGGCAACUAUAACUUCCACUUUAUUAACUCAAGAAUUCAUGGAGAAUUUCCACUAUUCAAGAAGACUACUUCUAGCAGCCACCCCACAAUACCACCCUGAUACCACCCUGGCACCAACAGAUCUAUCACAAGGGGACACCGCCAAUACAUUUGAUGCACAUGUUGUGAUGGUACUAUCAGUACUAUUAUGUGCUUUAAUUUGUUCACUUGGCUUGAAUUCAAUCAUAAGAUGUGCGCUAAGAUGCACUAGCUUGGUAUCAGCAUCAGACUCAUCCUCAAUCCCUACAAACCUUUCAGCAACGAAGCUGAAAAAUAAUGGGAUCAAGAAAAAAGCCCUCAAGAUGUUCCCAAUUAUAACAUAUACUACUGAGUUGAAACAUCCAGGCCUCGACUCUGAAUGUAUCAUUUGCUUAUCAGAAUUCGUAGCUGGAGAGAAAGUUAGGGUUUUGCCCAAGUGCAACCAUGGGUUUCACGUCAAGUGUAUCGAUAAAUGGCUCAAUUCACACUCUUCUUGCCCUACUUGUAGACACUGCCUCAUUGAAACUUGUCAAAAAAUUGUCAAUGGUGGUAGUUCUAUUUCAACUACAACUACAAUUUCAAACCCUCAAGUAGCUAGAAAUAGUACUUCAUCAGCAGUAGCAGUACAAGAAAUUAGUAUACGGAUUGAACCUCUCCAACGUGAAGGUGUGAUAUCUAGCAUUAAUUAGGUUGAAAACAAUUAGUUUAGUAUCUAGAGUUCAAUUGAUUGAUAUGUAACAUACACUCAACUAGUAGCUGAUUGAUAUGUAACAUACACUCAAUUAGUAGCUUUCUUGUAAUCAUUCAAUUGAUUAUAGGUAGGAAUCAAACCUUUGCUAAUAAGGUGAAAGUUCAGAUAUAGUCAAUUAAGUGAGUUGCUAAAAUUCCCGUUUCUUUUAUCUUUAAAUUUAUUUUGAGGAAAAUUUAGGUAGAUAGCAAAAGCCAAAAGGCCAAUGCCUAUGUAGAUUUUUAAGGGGUUCGUUGGUUUGGCUGCAAAACUUUUGCAAAUUGUAUCAUCAAC
Messenger RNA from Solanum dulcamara, 1179 nucleotides. Its product is annotated as RING-H2 finger protein ATL78-like. The transcript has a single exon. Lineage: Eukaryota; Viridiplantae; Streptophyta; Magnoliopsida; Solanales; Solanaceae. Gene Ontology annotation, molecular function: transferase activity. Bases 140 to 847 code for a protein of 235 amino acids. Gene Ontology annotation, biological process: protein ubiquitination. The record is from RefSeq and is a predicted model, not a curated record.